AUGUUCAUUUUCCGCGCAUUAUUAGGUCUCGUAGCCUUGGUUUCAUGCGUUGAUUGCAAGCGCGUGGUUCCCCUAAAAGCGACGGUAGACCCCGAAACCGGUAAAGUGAAACGUCAAAUCACCGAACCCCAUCAGCUUUUCCAAGAACGAGACUUCGUGGCAUCCAAUUUUUACAAGAGAGAGCCUAAAAACAUACCUAUCGAUUUGGACAAGCUUUUUGAAACUGGACAAGAGAAACGAGACAUGUACCAAGCACCAUUUGCCGAGGUUUCUUCCGCUGUUCCUGAAGAAGAAUUGAGCAAGGUCAGCACUGCGGAAACUCUUUGCCUUGACUCCAGGAUUGCGACCAUCAACGAAAUCGGUAUUUUCUCAAGUUAUAUCAGAGGGGAUGCCGAAUUAACAAGGAAGCUAGAGGAUCCUCAAGAAUCACUUAUAAUUUUCGCGCCUUCAAAUGCAGCCCUUGAAAAGCUGUCCAAAAAACCUUGGGAGUUUCCAACGGACAUCGAAGCUUUGGAGUCUAGUGGUGCUGAUCAGCUAACAGUUGAUCGUGCUAUUAGCGACAAUAUCAUGUCUUUCAUUAAGGCUCAUAUUGUUCUUGGAAGCGACUUUGAAGCUGCUUCCCAGCGUCAUUGCAAGGGCUCAUCCGUUGUACUGAAAAGUAUGGCAUACAACGGGGAAGAUGAAGCCGGCGACAUCAAAUUGAAACGUAAGCAAGGAAAAUUUUACGUUCUGUCAGCAAAUCAGAAAGCAAAACAAGAAGUUUUAGAUGUUACUCAGGCUCAAAAUGGGGCAAUUCUUCUCAUCGAUUCUGCUCUUGUGUCUCCUUAA
Lachancea mirantina is the source of this 828-nucleotide messenger RNA. The record is from the annotation of a GenBank genome assembly. Lineage: Eukaryota; Fungi; Ascomycota; Saccharomycetes; Saccharomycetales; Saccharomycetaceae.